This is a messenger RNA of Rotaria socialis, 1116 nucleotides long. Lineage: Eukaryota; Metazoa; Rotifera; Eurotatoria; Philodinida; Philodinidae. The record is from the annotation of a GenBank genome assembly.
AUGGCCAAAAUACUUAGACGUCAUCCAUCGAAUUCAACAAGUGAAGAUGAUGACGAUGGAACGGAUUGUCCAUUAAGUGGUGCUGAAGCAUUAGCAGCAUGUAAAGAAUUUGCUUCAGUAACAAAUACAGAUUCAGGUUUAGCUAUGAUGAUGCUACAACAAAAUGGAUGGGAUUUACAACGUGCUAUAAGUGUUUAUCAAGGUUUACAAAAUAAAUCCAAAUCAACACGUCUAAAAACUACGCCUAAGACUUCUGAAUCAGAUUCAAAACGAAUGAAAUCUAAAGAAGCCACAACUACGUCAGAAUUCAAUGAUGAUAAGACGAAAGUGAAAUCACGUUUCAAGCUUCUUUCAUGGAACAUUGAUGGACUUGAUGAACAAAUAAAUACAACGGAAACACGAAUAUAUGGAGUUAUUGAUGUUAUUAAACGAGAAGAACCAGAUGCUGUUUUUCUUCAAGAAGUGAUUCCAAAAGCUAUUGAUUUAAUCCGUAGCCUUUUACCUGAAUAUGAUUCGUAUGCUGGAAAUGCCAAAGGUUAUUUUGUAGUUAUUUUAACGCGUCGUGAAUUAUUUAACGUAGAAAAUUUUGAAAUUAUAACAUAUCCAGGAACGAACAUGGAACGAACUCUUUUAAUAGUUCAUGCAAUGUAUAAAAAUUCAAUUGAAAUCGAUUUAAUGACAACUCAUCAUGAAAGUGGCACAGAAGAAAUAUCAAGUCGAGAACGUAUCGAACAGUUAAAAUUCUGCUUUAAGUAUAUGCUUGAUGCUCCAUCAAAUCGAAUUAUUUUAUUUGGCGGUGACUUGAAUAUACGUGAGAAAGAGCUUCAAAAAAUUGGUGGUAUUCCAUCGGGUAUUGUUGAUCUUUGGAUUGAAACCGGCAAACGUCGAGAAUGUGCAUAUACAUGGGAUAUGAAUCGAAAUACAAAUGUUUAUUAUCCAUCUGAUACUUUUCGUCCUCGAGCACGUUUCGAUCGUCUUUAUUUUCGUUCGUCAAAUGACAACACAGUGAAAUUUAAACCAGUCUAUUUCGAACUUGAAGGUCUUGAAAAAUUACCAUCCAUAAAACGCUAUUGUUCGGAUCAUUGGGCUAUACAAGCUUAUUUUGAUAUUUUAUGA